AAUUAUUUAACAAAAUAAAACUAUUCUUAAAGUACUCCAACUUUUUGUCAAUAUCAAGAUUUUGAAGAGCGUGUAGGUUUAUAUCUACUGUACUACGUUAUUGGAUAUUUACUUAUAACUCCUGCUUAAUAUUAAAACAGGGACACGAUCUCUAUAAAUAAGAUCGACAACGGCUGACAAUUAUCAGUUCACCAAAAUUCUGCAAACCAUAUCCACAAUUUUCUAAAUAUUUUAUUCAAACAAGAAUACAAUGAAGAUAAGUCUAUAUUUGAGUGUACUCCUCUUGGCAUUAUUGAUCGAAAUCGCAACAGCUAAUGUUAGAAUUCAACGUUCGCCUCAACAAUACUGUGGUUCAAAAUUGGCAGACAUCAUGAAAAUUCUAUGUAAAAACAAAUACAAUGGGCCGAAUGGACAAAAAAGAAAUCAAAUUGAUUCUGAUGUAUGGGAUUACAAAGACCUAGAAGAAUACAGUGCUAUGGACUACCCAUACCUACCUAAGAAAAUAGCAAUGGCAUUUAUGCCCUCACGCUUAUUUCGCCCUAACAAAAGAAGUAUCAUCGAUGAAUGUUGCCGCAGACCCUGCUAUUUAUCUGAACUAAAAACUUAUUGUGCAAGUCAGUAGUGAUUGACUUAGUUAUAAGUGAUGUUAGUCGCUGAAUAAACUAUUAUUACCUAUA
Messenger RNA from Diuraphis noxia (Russian wheat aphid), 677 nucleotides. RefSeq names its product LIRP-like. Gene Ontology annotation, molecular function: hormone activity. Lineage: Eukaryota; Metazoa; Arthropoda; Insecta; Hemiptera; Aphididae. Gene Ontology annotation, cellular component: extracellular region. The record is from RefSeq and is a predicted model, not a curated record.